This is a messenger RNA of Penicillium concentricum, 1077 nucleotides long. RefSeq names its product sugar phosphate isomerase/epimerase family protein. The record is from RefSeq and is a predicted model, not a curated record. The transcript has a single exon. NCBI's taxonomy places the organism in Eukaryota, Fungi, Ascomycota, Eurotiomycetes, Eurotiales, Aspergillaceae. Bases 1 to 1077 code for a protein of 358 amino acids.
AUGCAUUCGCUUUCAAUUACGCCCAAGUCCGAAGUUGACUCGCGAUGGAGGCCAGCUAUUGCAACAGUCAGUCUGGGAGCUGCGCAUUUACACCCCAUCAUCGCCAAACUUGACGCAGCCGCCAUCAACGGCCAACGAGGACUUGAACUCUUUCAUGAUGAUCUAGCUGAGCUCGCCAAGACUAUUCGAGUUCAAGCGCCUGACAGUGUACCCCGCACUGAUCGAGACUACGAGAUUGACGCAGCGCACGCUAUCCGAGAUCUAUGCGCUGAGCGUGAUCUCCAGGUUGUAGCUCUCCAACCUUUCCGACACUACGAAGGCCUCAUUGAUCAAGAAAGGCAUGCAGAACGCAUUGACGAACUCAGGCAUUGGGUUCAGUUAUGCAAGAUUCUCGGUGACUCGCUCUUCAUCCUGAUCCCUUCAUCUUUCCUCGACGCCUCCGAGAUCACCUCCGACCGAGAGCGUCUCGCAGCAGACCUAGCCGAGGCCGCAGAUGUCGCAUUCCCAGUGCGCGUCGCAUACGAGGCCCUGGCAUGGGGAACGUACAUCAACACCUGGGAAGACUCAUGGGAUUUGGUCAAGCGGGCCAAUCGACCUAAUCUCGGGAUUUGCCUUGACACAUUCAACAUAGCAGCGCGAGUCUGGGCCGAUCCCACCUCCACAACAGGGCGACUGCCCCCAAGCGCAGAUGACGAUCUGCGGGAAUCGAUGGACCGGCUUGUACGGGAGAUCGAUCCGGACCGAGUGAUGAUGGUUCAACUUGCCGACGGCGAGCGGGUCGACCCGCUCGCUCCCUUUCUUCACGCACCAGGCCUGCCUACUCUGCUAGCCUGGUCGCGGAAUGCUCGUCUGUUUCCGUGUGAAGAGGAUAGGGGCGGAUACCUUCCGAUCCGUGAGGUGGCGGAUGCCUGCAUUAACGGUCUCGGUUAUACCGGGUGGGUCAGUAUGGAAGUCUUUUCGAGAUCAACCGGGGAAGAUAACCCGGCCGUUCCGAUGGAGCAUGCUGCCCGGGCUAGUCACUCCUGGCUGCGGGUCCUGGAAUUGUUAGAAGUGAAGUCGGAGAAGAAAUCCAUCUAG